Messenger RNA from Phragmites australis (common reed), 1620 nucleotides. RefSeq names its product IAA-amino acid hydrolase ILR1-like 1. Gene Ontology annotation, cellular component: endoplasmic reticulum. Gene Ontology annotation, molecular function: IAA-Ala conjugate hydrolase activity. Gene Ontology annotation, biological process: auxin metabolic process. Bases 60 to 1406 code for a protein of 448 amino acids. NCBI's taxonomy places the organism in Eukaryota, Viridiplantae, Streptophyta, Magnoliopsida, Poales, Poaceae. The transcript has 5 exons. The record is from RefSeq and is a predicted model, not a curated record.
CACUCACCUGAAUAUCUGGUGACCCGACUCCACCUCAUCACUCAUCGGCGAAUCAAACCAUGGCCGCCGCGGCAUCGCCUCUCCCGCUCGCCCUCGCCAUCGUCGUACUACUCCUCGCCGCCGCGGGCUGGCCGUCACCGGCGGAGGGGGCGGGGGCGAAGCUGGACGACCCGGCGGGGCUGCUGCGGCGGGCGAAGGAGCCGGCGUUCGCGGACUGGAUGGUCGGGGUGCGGCGGCGGAUCCACGAGAAUCCGGAGCUCGGCUAUGAAGAGUUCGCUACCAGCGAGCUCGUGCGCCGGGAGCUGGACGCCAUGGGGAUCCCCUACAGGCACCCCUUCGCCGUCACCGGCGUCGUCGCUGCCGUCGGCACCGGCGGCCCGCCCUUCGUCGCGCUCCGGGCAGACAUGGACGCGCUCCUCAUGCAGGAAAGCGUGGAAUGGGAGCACAAGAGCAAAGUGCCUGGGAAGAUGCAUGGAUGUGGUCACGACGCACAUGUUGCUAUGCUAUUGGGCUCUGCCAAAAUUCUUCAGGAGCAUCAUGAUGAGUUGCAGGGUACAGUGAUCCUUGUUUUCCAACCAGCUGAGGAAGGUGGUGGUGGAGCAAAGAAAAUGAUAGAAUCUGGAGCUGUGGAAAACAUAGAUGCCAUUUUUGGGCUUCAUAUAGCUGACACUGUGCCUAUUGGUGUGCUGGCAUCUAGACCAGGGCCUAUUAUGGCUGGGAGUGGAUUCUUUGAGGCCGUAAUAAGUGGAAAGGGAGGGCAUGCUGCACUUCCUCAUCAUACUAUAGAUCCAAUAUUGGCUGCCUCAAAUGUUAUUGUAAGCCUUCAGCAACUUGUUUCCCGGGAAGCUGAUCCCUUGGACUCGCAGGUCGUAACAGUUGGUAAAUUUCAAGGAGGUGGGGCCUUCAAUGUGAUCCCAGAUUCUGUUACAAUAGGUGGUACCUUCCGAGCCUUCCUAAAGGAGAGUUUUAAUCAAUUGAAGCAGCGAAUUGAAGAGGUUAUUGUGUCACAAGCAUCUGUACAGCGGUGCAGUGCUUCGGUGGAAUUCCUCGAGAAGGACCGCCCUUUCUUCCCCCCAACCAGCAACAGCCCUGAGCUCCAUGAUUUAUUUGUGAAGGUGUCUGGUAAGAUGGUUGGCGCCAAGAACGUGAGGGACAAGCAGCCGCUGAUGGGUGCCGAGGACUUUGCCUUCUAUGCCGAGGUGAUCCCCGCCACGUACUACUACUUCGUGGGCAUGUACAACGAGACUCGAGGACCGCAGGCCCCCCAUCACUCCCCCUACUUCACCAUCAACGAGGAUGCUCUCCCCUACGGCGCGGCUAUGCAAGCAUCGUUGGCUGCUCGCUAUCUGAUUGAGCACCAGCCCGCCGCUUCCCCUGAUGUGGCCAAAACCCAUGACGAGCUGUAAAUAAUGUUUGCUUCACUGAAUUGUUGUUAAAUGCAAAUGAUAAUGAAAAUGGAUGAAAUUAGAUCGAGGCAUCGAAGCUGAAUUUCUGGCUAGUCGACUUAUCUUUUGCCAAGUUAUGCAGCGGCUGUAUAUAUUUCCUGAUAUCUGCCUGCAUUAGGGCAUUAUUCAGUGCAAUGCUACAGUCACCAAAUAAUUGGAAAACAUAGUUCUACAA